GCAGAAAAGGCGGAAGAAACUAUAGCUCGAGACUGAAGUCAAACCCCGAUUGCAAUCGCAUCGUUCAACUUCGGCUCAGUCUGCUCAGAUGCCACCAUUUUCUCUUUCAAUGCAUCAUAUCUGUACAUAAUCACUCACAGACAAUGGCAGUGGCAGCCUUCAAAUCCUCAUCCAGAAGAGCAAAUCUCAACACCACCUCCGCCACACACUCUGCAGGAAAAGAAAGCACAGAGAAAGAGAACCCACAAAAGAAAGCCGCCCCAGUUCGAAGAUCACGGAGCGUGAGCGCUUUCUCGAGGGGGACUACCUCCACCGUCGCCGCCACCAACGCUGAGAUCUCCGAGUUCUUGAAUAAGCGAGACAACCCUCUUUUCUGGAGCAGCGGCUCUGGCUCGCCUCCAAAACCCGACGCUACGAAUACGAAGGCAAGAACGGCGAGCAAUGCUACUGCGGAUGACAGGAGGGGGCGCUCGGUGACGAAAGGUUCGUGGGUCGACCCGGGUCGCCGCAAUAGGUCCGCGUCGAGGCGGCGCUGUGUGACUUCAGAGAGUGAGGCUGAGAAAGAAUGCGGUUCAUCAAAGGAUUUGAGGAAUGGGAGUCAUUGGAAUGUAGUGCCUAGUAAUGGGAAAAAGGGUGGCUUGGUAAGAAGUAGUUCUGGUAUAUGGUCUGGUCAGCAUUCGGGUCUUGAGCCUUUGGAUAGUUUGUCCGCGAAUUCGACUUGUUCGAAAGCUCAAAGUUGGGAAGAUGAAGUGUCGACGACGAGUUCUGUGGGAGCUGAAGAGAAAACUAUUAAAGCAGUUUGCGAACAAAUUAAGUCGGUCCAAGGGGAUAAUGUGGAAAGUGAUGCUACUGCUAGUGGAAUAUAUGAAACAGUUCGUUCUGAAGUGAGGCGUGCUGUCUCUGAAAUCCAAAAUGACCUUGAAAUUGCUAUCCGAAGGAGUAACACUACUGCUAUUGCAACUACCAAUAUGGCUGAUAUCCCUCCUGACUUGGUAAACCCAGGUGCAGUUGAUUUAGUUUUGGACAUCAGAAGAGAAUAUGCCAAAAAGCUUGAGCAGUCCCUGGAACGGGCUGGAAAACUUCGAGCAGACUUGGCUGUUGAGGAGCACCGUGGACACGAGUUGAGUAGAAUCCUGAAGGAAAUACUUCCAGAUCCUAAAACCCCUAGUGUGCAGAAGUCUCGUCCAGGAAGAAAAUCUAGCAUUGAAAGAAGAAAGAUGUCAAAACGUCUAGAAGAUGAAGCCCUGGCUUAUUUUGAUGAGUGCAUAUCACUAUCAACAUUUGAUAGUUCUGACUUCUCAUCACCAGAGGACCCACCACUUGAUCUUGCUACCCCAGUAAAUUACAGUGCAACUCUACCCCAAGCAAGUUCAGGCACUUCGGCCACCACUUUUACUAAGAGUUCCUUCAAUAUUAAACAGGAAUCGGAUGUCCAAAGUCAGUUCAUGAAUGGCCAUGAUGCUUCUGGACUAACAGCCAGUAGCAGCAGUAAGGAGCGAAAUGUUGAUCCAUUCAGUCCAAACAGUGCCAUUGCAGAAAAGGGUCGGAAUUUUAAGUUCUCCUUUGCUGCCAAGACAACAAAAGCUUUUGAUCCUCAGCAUGAUAUUAGCAAGUAUAUCAGAAAUUUUGAGAAACAUGACAUUGACUCGGAGAUUGCAAGAUCAAACUGUUACAACAUGGAUGAAUAUAAUCUGCAGGCCUCAGCAGAAAGCUUGUUGUUUGACAGUGUCAUAUUAAGAAACAGAAUUGAGUCUGGCAGUUUGCUUUUGUGUGGUGGUAGUUUCACAAUUUCAUGUUCUCCUUUUGCUUCUAUCAUCUGAAUGUACUGGUUACUGAAUUCCCACAAGUCACAUGUGAAGCUGGGACUACUUUUAUGCACAACAAAAGAAAGACACUUGUAUAAAGCCAUGUAAUUUUGCCCUUUGCUUGUUAUGUAAGUUACCAAGAAUAUCAUGAAUGAUUUCUCCUUUAUGCUUAGUGAACUACAUGCUUUCGGUACAA
Messenger RNA from Alnus glutinosa, 2001 nucleotides. RefSeq lists its product as uncharacterized. The record is from RefSeq and is a predicted model, not a curated record. Bases 144 to 1820 code for a protein of 558 amino acids. NCBI's taxonomy places the organism in Eukaryota, Viridiplantae, Streptophyta, Magnoliopsida, Fagales, Betulaceae. The transcript has 8 exons.